AUGAGUGGUAGCUCUGGUGCGGCUGACGGCACGUCCGCCACAGGAAACGGCGUUGCUAUCGCUGGUGUGCAGCAGGGCUACAUCCAUAACUUUGGGCCUUUCGUGAUGAGCUUCGCGCAGCCGUGCAGCAGCGGUGUUGGUGGCAUGAUCCAGAGCGUGGCUACCGCCUGCGGCAGCAGUCACCCUUCGUCUUUCAACUCUUUCGAGCUGCCAACAAUCACGCCACCGCUGCUACCUCAGCCCGACUUCUACGUCGCCGCAGCCGCCGCCCAAGCGAACGACUUCUACUACCACUCUUCUCAGCCUCACUUCGCCGAUUCGCCGCUGACCUCGGUAGAGCUGUGCGGCACCGGCACCCGCAGUGCCAGCCCAGUGACGGGGAACGGGUCGACACCUUCCAUCGCCGGCGUAAACGGGUAUGGCUUCAUGGAGCCAGCUGCCGGAUCCGUCUUCAGCAGCUGCAGCUUCAGCAGCUCCCGCUUUCCUCAGUGGUAUCUACCUCGAGGGUACUACUCCAUUUCUUGCUCCAACGCCGUUGGCGGUAGCUGCGGCAGUGGCUGUGGGCUGUACGCCGACUGCGCGAGCAGCGGCAUUACGCCCACCUCAGUCUCGAUGGGGCAGAACUCUACGGAGGAGGAGAUGAUCAGCAGCUCACAUGGGCGGUCGCAUUACGUCGUGGUGCCGCCGCCUCCGCCGCGACUCUCGCCCCAGUUGAGCUCUGGCACACUGGUCCCGUUUGCGCUGCCUCCCGCGUACGCGGCCACAGCGGCCGGCAAUGAUGCGCAGUCGAUCGGUGUGCCGCCCACAUACCCGUCUGGCGUGAUGGAGUUGUCGUCCUCGGCCUCCUUGUCAACCAGCUCGCCCGCGUCCAGGGCGGCGCGAACCCCGCAGUUCCUCGCGUACGACGGCCGUGCCUACGACAUUCCAUUAUGCAAGGCACAUAUCAGCAGCGCCGACGCCGCGGCUGCCGUGGCGCAGUGCCCACUCGUGGCUUGUGCCCAGCGUGGAGGCUACAGGCAGGUGGACGCUGCCCAGCCCAUUCGCAUGUCGACUCGGAAGUCGGGCACGCCGUAUGACAUGCACGCGUAUCCUCGCGUGACGUCUCCACUUACUCAGCGCCCCUUGCCGCAUAGUCAUCGGGGGAGCACCAGUGCCGCGUUAGAGACGGCAGAGAGGACCUGCUCGCCAGAGGAGAGCGCGCUGCUGGCGGACGUGCACGCGCGGCUGUUGCGGCAGCACCGCUCCUCUCAGCUGCUCAGGGAGCGCUCCGCGGCCCAGAGGGCCGGUGUUAAGCCGCUGUCGCGCCGCGACCUCGUCGUACUUGCCAAAACUCCAGCCUCGGAGACAAAAGUCGGCGCCAACGGCUCUAGCAACGACGUUGCUUCUAUCAGUGCUAUGGCCGCCGAAGAGGCGGCGGUGGCGGCGCUGUCGCCCAUUCCACGGCUUCCCGCCGCAGGCGACGUGGAUGCCGAGACAUCGGACCAGUCGCUGUGGGAAGGCGACGAGGCGGCCGCGCAGGCUCCUACUCAGGAUGCUCUGGAUCGGGUGUUGACGGUGCCGGGUGUCGUAUGGCGGCACGACCCGUAUAGCCGCAUCCUUCUGCCGCAGGCCCAGGCCACUGUCGAGAGCGACGGCAGCGAGGCGACCAGCACAUCAAGCUCCUCGCUGCCCGCCGGCAGCCCCUACGUCACACGCGCCACCCUCGGUUUCUCUGACCGCGGUGAGGCCACGGCCAGCGUCACGCAGCCGCCUCGUUCGCCGGACAUCUCGGCCGGUACGAACGGCAGCAGCGGCAACAGCGCCGACGGGGUGCGACCUAGCCCCCGUCGCCUGCCGACAAAGAAGGUAUGCGUGCGUCAUUACGUGAACGGUGACGGCGACUUGUCGCUCAGCCACGAACGCGGUGGGGUUGUCGGCGCACUUCUGAGUGUGAGGGAGGCAGCACCCACCGCCAUCGUCCCUGUUGCUCUCUUUGCAAGUGGCGCCUCCGCACCGCUCCGUCACUCGGCCUUUAUGGACGAUGAUGAGGACGGUGCCGUUCCAGCGGCCCCGUCAGAUACAGAACCGAUAACUGCGCUCACGGUCACCGCCCCGGCCCCUGCGGAGCGUGGCGCGACGUCGGUACCGAAGCCGCGCUCGAAGCAGAUGGGCCUCCCUGCGCCGGCCAGAGGCGCGAAGGCGGUUGCCACCAAAGACGACUCUGUCGUGUCCACCGAUUCUUCGUCCCCCGUCUCGUGUGCGUCUGGGCACCUUAGAGCGUCGCACGGGACGUCGUCGUCGAUACUCGAUGUCGUAGUCCCGGCUGAAGGACUUGGUAAUGAGGACCUCUCGCCGGCCUCAGGCGUAGUCGGCGCCUCCGCUGACCCCGCUGCUGCGGCAGUGGUGUGGCCGGUGCUACGCCGCCCAAGUGCGUACGCUUCGCCCUUAGACCUCAGCGCGGCCCGCUCCGCGUACCAGUCGGCGUCGAGGUGGGCGUGGCGGCCGCGCAGCGCGCGCGUGUCCCCCCUGGCGCAGUCGGCAGAGAUGACCUCGACGAAAGAGGAGCCGCUCCCUGCCAACCUGGCCGACCUCGACACGAGCCACCUUCUUCGCCUGUGGCAGAAGCUGGACUCAAGCGGCUGCUUCCGUGAUGCGCUCGAGCUUCGGCGAUGCGUGAUUGGGCCUGGUAGCAACAGCUCCACCCGCGUACUGCGCCGCAUGUUACCCCUCUCUCGCCGCCUGAUGAACCGCCGGCGUGGCCUGGAGGUCGAGAGCGGAAACGGACCGCGCUUUACCGUGUUGGACGAGUCGGAGAUGAAGUUUGUGUGCUUGCUGCAGCACCGCUUCCGCAAGAGCACAGCCGUCGCGUCAGAGCACUACGCCCCUGGUACGAUGGUGGUCGUGGAUGGAGACAUGGGUGUCGACACCGGCAUCGUCACGCUCUCCAUGACGCGCGACGAGUACGAGGUCAUGACGGAUGUGCAGCGACGUGCCGCUCACCUCGUCGUACACCUGGAAUUUUCGCUUGCCGCCUCCAUUCACCGCGCCGCCCUGGCCGACGAGAUCCUGAUGCAUGGCAACACGCAGCUUCCCCUCGAGGAUGCGACACUGGAGUUCCUUCGGUACCUGACUACGCAGCCGCACCUGUUUCAGAGCUGCCGUGUGGAGUGGAUGCACUUUAUGGAUGUGGAGUUCCAGGCGGACGGGCAGAAGCUCUAUGUGCACUACACUUGCGAUACCCCGGUGCGUUUUCUCGAGCUGGCCACGUUCCUCAACCACAUCUUUCACUGUCGUAUCUGGAUGAAGGUGGUCAAGGAGGAGGACUGGUGA
Messenger RNA from Leishmania mexicana MHOM/GT/2001/U1103, 3309 nucleotides. RefSeq lists its product as hypothetical. Bases 1 to 3309 code for a protein of 1102 amino acids. The transcript has a single exon. Gene Ontology annotation, cellular component: cytoplasm. Lineage: Eukaryota; Euglenozoa; Kinetoplastea; Trypanosomatida; Trypanosomatidae. The record is from RefSeq and is a predicted model, not a curated record.